AGCAGGCCCAGAGAAGUUAAGCGACUUGCGCACAUCACGCAGUUAGUAGGUGGUGAAGUCGAGAUUUGAAUUCAGACAGCCAAGAUCCAGAAAUUGUGAUGCUCCCGGCAACUGCUACGCUUCAAGAGUUAAAGUCUGCGAAAGUGCUUGUGUAAAGGGCCCCAGCAUGAAUUCUAACCAUGGCCUUGGUUCUGCAGCUGCUGCCGCUGCUGCUGUGGAGGGCCCAGGGGAACCCCGGGGCUUCACUGGACGGCCACCCCGGGGACCGGGUGAAUCUCUCCUGCGUAGGGGUCUCGCAACCCACCCGCUGGGUCUGGGCACCUAGAUUCCCGGCCUGCAAAGGCCUGUCCAAAGGACGCCGCGCGAUCUUGUUGGCCUCACCGAGCGGGACCCCCACCGUGUCUCCCGUCCAGCCCUUUGCUGGCCGCCUACGUGCCCUGGACCUUGAUAUCCGGCGGCUGGAGUUGCUCCUGAGCGCGGGGGACUCGGGCACCUUUAUCUGCAAGGGCCGCCAAGAGAACGAGAGCCGUACGGAGCUUCACGUGCUGGGGGACCGGGCCUACUGCAGAGCUCCGGGGCCUACCCACGGGUCCGUGUAUCCCCAGAUUCUAAUCCCGCUGCUGGGCGCUGGCCUGGUGCUGGGACUCGGAGUAUUGGGCUGGGCCUGUUGGCUGCGCAGGCGCUCGCCCCCUCACCCGCCUCGACCACCCCCCAGAUUUGUUCCACUCGUGAAAGCGGAGCUGCAGAGGCCAGGAGAGGAGGAAGAGCCCAAGAUUGCAGGGGACCUGGACCAGGAGCCGAGCCUGCUCUACGCAGACCUGGAUCAUAUGGCCCUCAGAAGAUCCUGCCGACUGUCCCCAAUGGUCCCUGCUGAUUCCUCCACCACCUAUGCGGUUGUAGUUCGAAAGGAAGCCCUUACUACCUCACAAGCUGGGGGCUCCCAGCUCUCCAUAACACCCCUCCCCUUCUUGGCCCUUCACCUGGACAAGGAAGGCACCAUGGUAUAGAAAUGAGCACUAGACUGGGAGUCAGGAGACGGAGGAUCCAGGCUAUCUCUGCUGCUGAUCUUGGUCCUUCCUUACCCCCAUCUCUCACACAGCUUUCAGGUCUCCUUCACCACUGAUGUCCUUUCUAAACCUGAUCAAGCCCUGUCUCCCUAUCUUAAGACAUCAACAACUCCUAGAUUUUUGCUCUAUCUCUUCCCUUCUCUCCACAGUCAAGCUCUUUGAACCAAGGGCCUACACCUUUCUCUUCCAUUUUUUUCUUCACUCCACUCCCACUGCUCACGUGCUCUCCAUGAGAUUGCCAGUGAUGUCCUAAUAACCACACCCACUAGACAUUUAUUAGCAUUCAUCUGGCUUGGCCUUUGAUUGCUCUUAUUUAAGCUCUGUUUUUCUUUAAUGCUGUUGUCUUCCUUCUGGACUCCUCCUCCUUGCUCCCUACCUCUACAGUAUUCUCCACCAUUCCAGGUUUGUCUUUUUCUUUAUCUGCCUUCUCCCUCUCCUGGGAUGCUGUCAUCCACAGCCAGUCCUCAGCCUUUUUCUCUGCAAGCAACAUCAAGAACUCUCUCCAGUUCAGAUCUCUGAUAUGAGAUUUCCAAACUGUCCCUCAGACAUCCCUGCCUGGCUGGCCCUAGGCAUUCUGCACACAGCAGGUCCAAAACCCAACUACUGUCAUCUCCCAAGCCAUUUACUUAAUCUUUCCUCCUCUGCAUUCUCUCUUGAUCAAACCCAUUGCCCAAGCCAGAAAUGGAGAGUCAAGUAGACCUCCUUCCUCUCACUCCCACGCGAUAAACCAAGUCCUGUCUUUCAAUUUUAAUGUCACUGUCAAAUGCACACCCUUUUCACACCCAGCACUGCCACCUGAAUGUACUCUUUAUUUCCUCCCUGGAUUACCCAUAGCCCCACCUCAUCCUCCUGCCCUUGUUCUCCUCCCUGAAGCUAGAGAUAUUCUCCCCAAAUGCUAACCUGCUCCUGACAGCCUAUAUUUCAGCAGUAUUUCAGCUCUGGGCCCAUGGGCCUCAGCUUUGGGUUCAAGGUGCUACAGUACUCUACUUACUCUCCAGGCUUAUCUCUGUCACUAAGUGCCUAGAACAGGACAGCCUUAGAGAAAUUCUCCCAGCCCCCAAAUAUGCCUUUGCCCAGUGCAAUUUCUUCUUCCUGGAUUAGCCUUUGCCUCCUCCCCACUAUCUGCCUGGCUAAUUCUUAUUUAUCCUCAGGACUCAGUUCAAGUGUAGCCUUUUCUGGGAAGCUAUUUCUGACCCACUUUGCCCACCCCUGCAUACACUCUGAUGCCCUAGGGAGCCCCCUUAUUUCUCUCAUAGCAACAGCCUCCUGUGAAUUGUUCCAUUACAACCUGUAUUUCAAUUUAUAAGAAAUUUUCAUGUACUGUGAGUCCCCUGAUAUCAGCAGACUGACCCUUUUUAUAUCACCGCUAAGCCUCAGUAAAUGAGUGAAAAUGAAUAUCCCUGGAAAUGUCAU
Eubalaena glacialis (North Atlantic right whale) is the source of this 2480-nucleotide messenger RNA. RefSeq names its product megakaryocyte and platelet inhibitory receptor G6b (gene MPIG6B). Gene Ontology annotation, cellular component: plasma membrane. The transcript has 7 exons. Bases 180 to 1007 code for a protein of 275 amino acids. Gene Ontology annotation, biological process: megakaryocyte development; blood coagulation; platelet formation. The record is from RefSeq and is a predicted model, not a curated record. Lineage: Eukaryota; Metazoa; Chordata; Mammalia; Artiodactyla; Balaenidae.